Molecule: messenger RNA, 2594 nt
Organism: Gossypium raimondii (Peruvian cotton)
Lineage: Eukaryota; Viridiplantae; Streptophyta; Magnoliopsida; Malvales; Malvaceae
Exons: 11
Coding region: 482-2122 (546 amino acids)
Molecular function (GO): protein binding
Source: RefSeq, a predicted model, not a curated record
ACUAAACCAAAGAAAACAGAGGGAUAUGUCUCAUUGCCAUUUUUCUCUUCAAUCUCAUCUUUGUCUGUCAGUCUCUCCCAACCCUUUCUAAGUUAUAGCUUCAAAGCCUGAGAAACGCUCUCUUCAAUUCUCCAUCCCAUCUCCACCGUCCAUUGUGUUGAUUUUCCUUUCGUUUGGCCACAAAGUCAAACUCUUAACUAUAUAAAAAUAUGAAGCAAAACUCAGAUUACAGACCGAUCAGUGCAAACUAAGAAACUUAUCAUAAGCUGCAACCACACAGGAUCCUCCCCUCCUCUGAGCUCCUUUCUUUGAUCCCUUUAAGCUAUUGCCAUUGAAGAACAGAAAAAAGAAGUCUUUUUGUUUUUAUUUUUGGGUUUUUUAUUGUAAAAAUUGAGAAUUGAGAAGAAAUGGAAGAAGAUAAGAGGAAGCCCUAGAGUGUCAUGAUCAGAUGAUAUUCUUGGGUGUAUGAUUAGGAGACGGCAUGAUCAACACAGCUAACGGUAUGAUGUCGACCUCAUCUUCAUCGGCGAACGCUCAAUCGCCGGGCUUGAAAACUUAUUUUAAAACCCCAGAAGGUCGAUAUAAGCUUCAGUAUGAAAAGACUCACCCUUCUAGCCUUCUUCACUACGCUCAUGGCAAGACUGUUACUCAGGUUACCCUUGCGCAUCUAAAGGACAAGCCAGCUCCGUCAACUCCAACAGCUUCAUCGUCCAGCUUCGGUGCUAGCACUGGGGUAAAAUCAGCUGCAGCAAGGUGGCUAGGUUCUGGAAACGGCAGCCGUGCUCUUAGCUUUGUUGGAGGGAAUGGUGGGAGUAAAAGUGUUAGUAGUACUAGUAGGAUUGGGUCAUUGGGUACUUCAAGUUCAAGCACUUCAAUGACUAAUACAAAUUUUGAUGGGAAAGGAACUUAUUUAAUCUCUAAUGUUGGUGAUGCUAUUUUUAUAAGUGAUUUGAAUUCUCAGGAAAAGGAUCCAAUAAAGUCUAUCCAUUUCAGCAAUUCAAACCCUGUCUGCCAUGCGUUUGAUCAGGAUGCCAAGGAAGGGCAUGAUUUGCUUAUUGGGUUGAAUUCUGGUGAUGUUUACUCCGUGUCACUGAGACAGCAGUUACAGGAUGUUGGAAAGAAACUUGUUGGGGCACAUCAUUACAAUAAAGAUGGUUGUGUCAAUAACAGUCGCUGUACUAGUAUCGCAUGGGUUCCUGGAGCUGAUGGUACUUUUGUGGUUGCUCAUGCUGAUGGAAAUAUGUAUGUAUAUGAAAAGAACAAGGAUGGUGCUGGCGAUUCUUCAUUCUUUGUUAUAAAAGACCAAACUCAAUUUUCUGUAGCACAUGCACGUUACAGUAAGAGUAAUCCCAUUGCAAGGUGGCAUGUUUGUCAAGGGUCAAUUAAUAGCAUUGCUUUCUCCUUUGAUGGGGCCUACUUGGCCACCGUUGGAAGAGAUGGCUAUCUGCGAGUGUUUGAUUAUCCAAAAGAACAGCUUGUAUGUGGUGGCAAAGGUUAUUAUGGUGCUGUACUGUGUUGUUCUUGGAGUAUGGAUGGGAAAUAUAUUCUGACUGGGGGCGAAGAUGAUUUGGUUCAAGUUUGGAGUAUGGAAGAUCGGAAGGUUGUGGCAUGGGGUGAGGGGCACAACUCGUGGGUCAGUGGAGUGGCGUUUGAUCCAUAUUGGUCAUCACCUAAUUCAGAUGGCACAACGGAGACUGUGAUGUACCGAUUCGGUUCUGUUGGACAGGACACACAAUUGCUAUUGUGGGACUUGGAAAUGGAUGAAAUUGUGGUGCCACUACGUCGAUGCCCUCCCGGAGGGUCUCCUACUUACAGCACCGGGAGCCAGUCUUCCCAUUGGGACAAUGUAUCCCCAUUGGGUACCCUGCAACCUGCCUCGAGCAUUCGAGAUGUUCCAAAAAUUUCGCCAGUGGUUGCUCAUCGCGUACACACUGAACCCCUCUCGGGUUUGAUUUUUACCCAGGAAUCUGUACUUACGGUUUGUCAAGAGGGGCACAUAAAAAUCUGGAUGAGACCAGGUAUUACAGAAAGUCAAUCAAGCAACACCGAAACAUUAAGUAGCAGCGCCAAGGAUAAGCUAUUACUUCCCAGCAAGACUGGUGGUUCUAGCUACAAGCAAUGAUCAGACCAUCAUCAAGAUUCGAGACAAAACAAAGGUGGUGGUUUCAUUUUUUCUGUCAUUUUGAUUUGCAAGUUUGGCCACUCACCGCUUUAACCCACCCGUUGGUUGUCUUGAACUACAACCGUGUGAACUGAAUUGAAUUCCAGUGAGAUGAAUCCAUUUGACAGCACGAAAGAGUUGUGGAGGACGAAAGACCCUCCAUUAUAAAAGUACAAACGGCUAUUCCUAGAGUAUAUGAUGACACUGACACGAAUAACAUUAAGUUGCUCCUUUAAGAUUUGUAUUUCUUAGAGGCGAAUUUGAGUUAUUUAUUAUUGGUGAUGGAUCAUCGCCGUUAAGAUUAUGAUUUUUUUGUUGGAUCAUUGAAAGACUAAUGUUGAACAUGUGGAUAGCUCCGCGAGUUAGGUGUCUGGGCUUACACAGUUUUUCUUCAAAUUUGGGCAAAUCAUGAUUAUCAGAUGGGAUUCAACCA